CAGAUGAGCUUGAUGAUCCAGACAUUUUGGUUGGUGUUAACAGAGAUGCAGAAGAUAUUGAUGCAGCAGAAAUUGAGUUGACAACUAACCAAAUGGAAGAGGACUUUGAGGAUGAAGAAGAAGAUUUUGAAGAUGAACAAACCGAGGAAGAGGAGCAUGAGGCUGAGGAAGAUUAAAAUACAACAUGCAACUUUGUGAAUGCUAAUAUAACAAAUUUUAGACUUAUAAAUUAUAAUUGUGCAGACAUGAGAAAGAGCAAAGGAAAAGCAACAGGUCCACUGAUUGUUCUUUACUUUGAUUGGAUUUGUUGACAUUUACAUUGUGAACUAACUACAACUUUUUAUUGUUGUGCAGUUAUGGCCAAGAAAAAAGGGAAACCAAGAGGUAAUGGAAAAGCAGCUUUAAUACUGGCUGCUACUCAAGUUCCUUCUCAACCUUCUAGGUUGCCUGAGCGUGUCGAGGAUUAUCAUGAUGAUGAUGAUUACAUUCCUGAUGGGGACAUGAUUGAAGAGGUGGAUACAAAUGAAGAAAUAAACGAUGAAGAAAUGAAUGGUGCAGUGCAAAAUCAUGAGGAUACAAUGAAUGAGGAUCAGAUGAAUGAUGAACUUGGGAUUGAUCCACGACAAAGCAAUGGCCGAGAACCAACCCUUAAAGCCCCUGUUGAUGCAAAUGGAAAAGUGAUUGUUAGGUGCACAAGAGGAAUGUUUCUUGAUUAUGAGGUCAGUCACAAAGCUGUUGCUAUCAUGCGCCAAUUUUUCAAUGGUCCGUGGUUGUCAUGGAGGGAGGUCCCUACACAUGCUAAAGUUGGAAUGUGGAACAAAUUUGAGGAGAUACACACAAUUCUUCCAGGACAAUUGCAUCAUGUGCAUCAAGUUUGGAACAAGCAUUGUCAGCAACGGUUGACAACCUCAUUAGGGAGGGUCAGAAGCCAAAAGCUUUUGGAAGCAAAAGGAGAUUUAAAUAAAGCCCGUGAUAAACCCCUUGGACGUGGAUGUAGUGGGAGAGAAGAAGCUGCUGGGUAUAAGGAUGAUCGCGCCAAGCUGGGAGAUGUGAUCUACAUCCGGAACGUGGAGGAGAAGCUGGAUGAAGCUGAGAGGGAGAGUUUAUCCGUGGGUGAAGAUAAGGUGAACUGGGAGUUUGUUCCGAAGCAGGGGAAGAUGUGGAGAGCGUUGGAUGAACUAAAAUGCUUCGGCUGA
This is a messenger RNA of Phoenix dactylifera (date palm), 1196 nucleotides long. NCBI's taxonomy places the organism in Eukaryota, Viridiplantae, Streptophyta, Magnoliopsida, Arecales, Arecaceae. The record is from RefSeq and is a predicted model, not a curated record.